AUGUGUGUACCUCGGAAAACUCAUCUUCAUGGACAACAACUUGUUUACAGAGAUUAUGAGGUGCAGAAGAUGCUGUGGGCGAAAAUGGGGAACAUUGAAGGGGCGGCUCAUCUCGUAUCGGACAAGAAAAUACGAACUGACCUCUCCGACCCUGCGGUAUUGCCCGCACUCUGUUACGCAUCCGAGACGUUGGCAGUGGGCAAGACGUCAACACCAACGUUGAUUCGCGCACAAAGAGCGUUGGAGAGGACGUUGCCGAACACCAACCGCACAUUGCAGAGAAGUCUCAACUGCCGCAGCGCAGAUAUGCUCUCAAGGUCUAUCUUAGUGUAUGCGUGGAACGCAAAGAAACGAUGGUCAGGUUACGUGGUACGCACGGACGACAGCGAAGUGUUGGCCAACACUGGUCCCAAACUUAAAAAUAGAGGGAAGUGUGUGCUCGCCGCCGAGGAUUAUCAGCCGACAACGAGCGUCCAAUUGAUUGCAAUGGAACAAGUACAUCGCUACGACUUAUUACGCGCUGCUCGACGGCUUCAGCAAGCUGUUAACAACAUUUCACCAUUUCUUUUCAAACCAUUGCAGCAUGCAGAAGGGGCUUGGAAGCAGCCCACCAAAGCUGGGCAGUUGCUAUCCAGCACGCAGGAUGCUGAAGAGGCUGGUCACACCUUCGUCAGCGAAUAUAUCAACCACUGGUCCGUAAGUGAGGAAGAAGCUGCCGAGGAUUGGGCAAGACAUCCUUUGGGUCGGCUCGAGGUAGCCAUGAACAUGCUAAUCCAGAACAAUACACCAAUUUCUUGA
Haemonchus placei is the source of this 798-nucleotide messenger RNA. NCBI's taxonomy places the organism in Eukaryota, Metazoa, Nematoda, Chromadorea, Rhabditida, Trichostrongylidae. The record is from the annotation of a GenBank genome assembly.